AUGGAAAGUUCGACCAAUUCCCCAUUUGUGUCAGGUGAGAAAAACUCGUCAGACUCUUAUGAAAUCAACUCCGAGGAUGGAAUUAUAGUGUUUCGAUAUUUCUUUGAGAGACAGAUCAUAUCGGCCAUGCUUGUCACUGCUACAGUGGUAGGAAGCCUCGGGAACUGCUUUGUCCUUGCGGCUGUUGCCCUAUCCAGAAAACUUCGGACAACUACCAACGUCUUUGUGGUCAACCUAGCAGCCGCUGAUAUGCUGACUUGCCUUUUUCUACCCUGGCAGGUGGUGGCGAUCCUGGGCAGCGACGGCUGGCCGAUACCGGACGCCCAAUGGGUGUGUGCCAUGGCAGGGUUUGUCAUCGUAGUCACCUACGGCUGCAGCAUCAACAGCUUGGCCCUGAUCGCCAUCAACCGCUGGGUGGGUAUCACCAAGUCUCGUUUCACCAUCCGCCGUAUCUACACCGCUCGUAAGCUCGCCCUGAUGGUUAUCUUCUCGUGGGCUGUACCGCUCUGUUGCGCCUUGACACCAGUCCUCACUGACGUCGGUGAACUUGGCUACGAAAAGCUGUACAAAUCUUGUACCUGGGUCAGAUCAAAUCUGUAUUCAAGCUACUACAACAUAUUAGUCAUGGCAGUCAACUACCCGUUUCAGAUGAUGGCCAUUGUGUUCAGCUACAUUUCAAUCUUCUGCUAUGUCCAGAAGACGUCGCAGAAGAUGGCCCGAGCAGAUGCCCCGUCCGUCUCGGGUAAAGUCAGCGGGGGAGUAGCCAGCCGCGCCAUGAGGAAGAAGCUGUGGAAGAGGCAACUUGACGUCACCAAGAACCUCCUCUACAUCGUCCUGGCCUUCGUCCUCUGUCUCACGCCCUACUUCACAGCAAUCGUAGUCACAACAGAUUGGACCUACCGCCUCCUUCCCUGGGCCGGGGCCUUUCUGUUCUGCAACAGCUGUGUCAACCCCAUCAUUUACGCAACUUCGCACCCGGACUUCAAAGAGGCGUUUCGGUACAUGAUAAGGUGUAAAAUCCCCAAGGGUAGCUCAAGCCAUCAGUACACUAGCCGCACCCCCGUCAGCUCGCAUGUUGAUCACGGGUACGCAGCAGAAAACAGUCAAAGACCGUGA
Molecule: messenger RNA, 1116 nt
Organism: Acanthaster planci (crown-of-thorns starfish)
Lineage: Eukaryota; Metazoa; Echinodermata; Asteroidea; Valvatida; Acanthasteridae
Product: melatonin receptor type 1B-B-like
Biological process (GO): G protein-coupled receptor signaling pathway
Cellular component (GO): membrane
Molecular function (GO): G protein-coupled receptor activity
Source: RefSeq, a predicted model, not a curated record